CUCGGGAGGGGAGCGUUGUUUUGGUCACGUGAUACGCUAUCUCAAAGACGUGUAAAAGAUGGCGUACGGCAAAUAUCAACUUGUUGUGUUGAUAUUUUUGCUUUUGGGGUUUUCGUUUGUCUAUUCGUCUUUGAUCGAGUAUUCCUGUCAGACCUGGGGAGGAUAUGGGGACUUUUCGGAUGUAACUUUUGGGGAUCAACCUUCACUGACAGAAACCAGUUGUGGCAAGGAGGUCGAGUUAAAGACGUUCUCGGACUCACCCCCAAGGGUACGCUACUCACAAGCGGUUUCUGCUAAAAAAUAUUUGAUAGCAAUGAUUGAUCCUGAUGCACCCUCUAGGGAGAGCCACAGUUGUCGAAGCUGGCUUCAUUGGAUUGUUGGUAACAUUAAGGGAAAGAACUUGGAACAUGGUGACAUUAUGGGUGACACUUUCACAGGUUACAACCCACCAACUCCACCUUCAGGAUCUGGUCCACACAGAUACUACUUGUAUGUGUUUGAACAAAAGCAUCCCUUAGAUAUCGAAGCUGAGGUGGUCAAACGUUGCCAGUUCUCUAUUGAUGAUUACAAACAAAACAAUGACUUGACCCCUGUGGCUAUGAACAUGUUCCAAACAGUUAAUAAUUCUUGAGUUUACUUUGUGCAAUUGUCAUGCAUUUGAACUGAAAACAGAAGCUAGGUACUCAGUUCAGGAUUCUUCGUUGGUUUUUGUUAUUUUCUAAGACAUAAAGGAACAAAGUAUGCAGAAAUUUUAUGUCUGCCAAACAUGAAAAGUAAAGCAAAACUGUUGUAAAUGUUCAGCUUUGUGAAUUUGAUGGAAACAACAAUAUGGUUUCAGAAGUAGCAAAUCAUUCAUAUCAGGAAGGAUUAUACUGAAAAAGGUAUGAAAUAUUGUGUAGGAGAAAGCAAGAUAACAUCCCAAAUUAUGUAACUCUAGAUGAGAUAUACCAAAAGUGAAAUUAUUUAUUAUUUGCCCUAUUAUUUGUGAGGAAAGUGACAUGUGUAAAACAGAAUUACCAUUGAUUAAAGUAAAUAUGAGGCAUCAACCUCAGAUAGAUAUGAAGAUUGGAAAAUUUGAUAUUUUUGAUAGAGUUAAUAAUUUCCUAGAGAAAACAUUACUGUCAUGAAUGUUUGGAUAAAACAGUGACAAUACAACUGCUUUGAGGUGGUGUUCAUUUUUAAGUAAAAAUUCCAUGGAAUAAAACAACUGUUUUGUCAGAAAUUG
This is a messenger RNA of Stylophora pistillata, 1225 nucleotides long. RefSeq names its product protein D2. Lineage: Eukaryota; Metazoa; Cnidaria; Anthozoa; Scleractinia; Pocilloporidae. The record is from RefSeq and is a predicted model, not a curated record.